ACCCCUUUCGUCGGCACUUGUUUCACAGGGCUGAAUAUAUUAAGCCUCCAAUAGCCGGUAUUUAUAUUCCCUGCGCGUCUCUGUGUGUCUGAGCCCCGGCGCUCUCAGCUCGCACAGAAAACCCGACCCACCACCGCCUCUGUUCCCCCUCUGACUGACCCAGCGCCCGCCACGCUCCGGCUCCAGCGCAGCGGCUGAGGGGGAGAGAGGAGCCCGAUGCGGAGAGCGCAGCGGCGGGGCGGGGGAGCGCAGUGAGCGGGGAUGGUGAGCGCUGCUGCCGCGGCGGCGGAUCUGUGAGGGAUUUAUCAGGCUUGGGCAGAUCAGUCCCCGCAGCGCAGGAUAAACCAAAGAGCAAAGAGCCGAUAGAUCACCAGAUUCUUCUCCAGGAUGCGACAGUAAGCCUGUGCAGUGCUGAUCGUCACAAUGGGAAUAGCUGGGCCCUCGGCCUGUACGGCCCAGGCCAACUGCUAUCAGAACAACUCCUCCAAAGACUACUGCUACUCGGCCCGCAUUCGCAGCACUGUGCUCCAGGGCCUGCCGUUCGGAGGCGUUCCUACCGUCCUCGCCCUGGACUUUAUGUGCUUCUUGGUACUUCUCUUUGUUUUCUCCAUCUUGCGAAAAGUGGCAUGGGAUUACGGGCGGCUGGCGCUGGUGACCGAUGCUGACAGACAGAAGAAGCGAUUCCAGGGUCUGGAGGAACGGGAAUAUGUGGCCUCAGCGUUGCAUUCAGAAACUCCGGAUCGUUAUGAGCGUCUCACCUCCGUCUCCAGCUCUGUGGAUUUUGAACAGCGAGACAACGGGUUCUGCUCUUGGCUGACGGCCAUAUUCAGAAUAAAGGAUGAGGAGAUCCGUGAGAAGUGUGGAGAAGAUGCCGUGCACUAUCUCUCCUUUCAGCGGCACAUCAUCGGGCUGCUGGUGGUGGUGGGCGUGCUGUCAGUGGGCAUCGUCCUACCAGUCAACUUUUCCGGAGAUCUGCUGGAAAACAACGCGUACAGCUUCGGCCGCACCACGAUAGCUAACCUGAACUCGGGGAAUAACCUGUUGUGGCUGCACACGUCAUUUGCGUUCAUGUACCUCCUCCUGACGGUCUACAGCAUGAGACGCCACACCUCUAAGAUGCACUACAAAGAGGACGAUCUGGUGAAACGCACUUUAUUUAUUAACGGCAUCUCAAAAUAUGCGGAGGAGAUCCAUAUAAAGCAGCACUUUGAGCAGGCUUAUGAGAACUGUGUGGUGCUGGAGGCCCGGAUCUGCUACAACGUGGCCAGACUCAUGUCCCUCAAUGCUGAGAGGAAAAAAGCAGAGCGCAGUAAGAAGUUCUUCACUGAUCUGAUGGCGAAGGAACACAUGCCCACUAUGAUCAACCCUAAACCCUGUGGUCACCUGUGCUGUUGUGCCAUCAAAGGCUGUGAGGAGGAGGAGGCAGUGAGUUACUACACAAAGCUGGAGGCAAAACUAAAGGACGACUACAGGAAGGAGAAGGAGAAAGUCAACACCAAACCCCUGGGCAUGGCUUUUGUCACCUUCCAAAACGAGGCCAUGACUGCAAUAAUCCUGAAGGACUUCAAUGCGUGUCAGUGUCAGGGCUGUAAGUGUCGUCAGGAACCGCGUUCCUCUCAGUUCAGCGAGAACCUUCAUGUCUACGACUGGAGUGUGACCUACGCCCCUGAUCCCCAGAACGUGCGCUGGGAGCACUUGUCUCUGGGAGGUGUGAUCUGGUGGAUCCGCUGCUUCAUUAUCAACUGCAUCCUGUUCCUCCUGCUCUUCUUCCUCACCACCCCUGCCAUCAUCAUCACCACUAUGGACAAGUUUAAUGUCACUAAGCCAGUGGAGUACCUCAAUAAUCCCAUCGUCACCCAGUUCUUCCCCACUCUCCUUCUGUGGGCCUUCUCUGCUCUGUUGCCAACCAUAGUCUACUACUCAGCCUUCUUUGAAGCCCACUGGACCAGGUCGGGCGAGAACAGGACCACCAUGCACAAAUGUUACACGUUUCUCAUCUUCAUGGUUCUUCUGUUGCCUUCACUGGGCCUUAGCAGUCUGGAUGUUUUCUUCCGCUGGCUCUUCGACACGCAGUUCCUGGCUGUGGCUACGAUCCGAUUUGAGUGUGUGUUCCUCCCUGAUAACGGAGCAUUUUUUGUGAACUACGUCAUCGCCUCUGCAUUCAUCGGUAACGCCAUGGAUCUGCUGCGAAUUCCCGGCCUUCUGAUGUACAUGAUCCGCCUGUGCCUCGCUCGCUCUGUCGCAGAGAGACGCAACGUCAAACGGCACCAGGCCUACGAGUUCCAGUUCGGUGCUGCUUACGCCUGGAUGAUGUGCGUCUUCACUGUCGUUAUGACGUACAGCAUCACCUGCCCAAUCAUUGUGCCCUUCGGUCUGAUGUACAUGCUCCUGAAGCAUCUGGUGGACAGGUAUAAUAUGUACUAUGCUUACCUGCCCUCCAAACUGGACAAGAAGAUCCACUCCGGUGCUGUCAAUCAAGUAGUAGCCGCGCCUAUCCUCUGCCUUUUCUGGUUACUUUUCUUCUCUACUGUACGCACAGGCUUCGUGACUCCGACGUCCAUGUUCACCUUCAUAGUGCUCAUCAUCACCAUCGUGAUUUGCCUUUCGCACGUCUGCUUCGGUCACUUCAAGUACCUCAGCGCUCACAACUACAAGAUCGACACCAAGGACACGGAUGUGGACGGUGUGGAGAACGGGCGGCCGGCGCGCUCCUCCCCCUCUAACAGGUCACAGCAGCAGAUGUACAUCGCCCAGGUCCUGCAGGACCCGAACUGUGACGAGGCGGGCGGGGGCAGCGGAGAAGAGGAUGGGCAGGGGUCCUCGCAGGACGAGGAGAUGAUCAACGCCGGGAACAGCCUCAACGAGGCCGACUUCCAGUCCGGAGAGGACAGCCUCAUCGCCAAUGAAGUCCGCCAGUAACAGCAGCAGCACUGAUGGAGAGAAAGAGAGAGAGAGGAGAGAGAGAGAGAGAAUAGGAGGGACUGGAAGAGGAAGAGAGAGGGCCGCGCUGGACGUCUCCGACCCAUUACUGAGCUGUCACCUUCUGGAGCUUUCCGCACAUCCGCGUGACCCGCGUCAUCUCCCUCAUGAGCACCACGAACGGAUUCAGUGUGUCGGUCUUUUGAGGAGCGUUGCCAAAAAAUAAAAAAAACACUUCACACCAACAUGUAACGUGUUCAAGCACAAACUGCACAUACAGCCAUUUACAUUCAUACGCAAACCAUGCACACCAACACUCAUACACACACUCACACAUUUACUCAUCCUUACAGACGAACAUGUUGGACAUGUUGGUGCACAUGCAAGUACAGUAGUAGAUAGUAGACAGGUUUCUAUAAAUAGAUACACACACACAAAUACACACACAAAUACAUAAACAAACAUACAUACACACUCAUGCUUGCACUUUCACUCUUAACUUUAUGCUACAGACUGGUUCUGUGCAGAAAGAGAACAAUGGGGACCGCUAACAGACACUUUAGCGCUUUGGAGUCAGUGCAAGUGUGUGUGUUUGUGUGUGAGCUUGUCAUGGAGUGAAGUGUAUUUAUGAUUUAUGUUUUCUUUUUUUUUGUAUUUAUUGUUUUCAAACUUCUUCUUUGUCUGCUUCUUAUUCUGCGGAAGUGGAAGCCUGUUUUUUGGAAAUUCACAACGACUAGCCUCAAAUAUAGUAGAGUACAGUGCUCCAUUAUAUGGCCUAUGUUUUAUGUACUUUCUAAACACUUGGAAACAGUGACUUUAACAUCCAGCUCUUGAUAGUUUAGAGACUCUAACUCCCAGAAUCCACCUGGAGCGAACGGCGUAGCGAUAAACGAUAGUCUGGGAAUUCCUGAGCAGAGAAACUCAGAAUCUCCAGGACACUCUGCCUCGGCGCGGCAGCCCUUGAGAAGUUUCAUUUCUCUCGCUAAUCCUAAUCCUUCACCUGUGUUAGCUGCUGCGCAACUGACUUAGUUUGCUUGCUGUCUGUCAAUCUGUUCAUCUGUCAGUCUUUCCGUCUGUCCGCAUGUCUUUUAUUGCCUAAGCGAACAGAUUUUUCAUACUACACUCUGCAUUCCAGAGCACAUGCGCAGUAGAGGAUAGCUUGGAGACGAGAGUGCAGCACCGGCCUCCUCAUAAGAACGUAGGAAGUCUGGUCGCCACCACAGUCGACAUCAAGAGACUGACCAGAGGAAUGACCAGCCUUCACAGUCCUGCUUCUAAGUGAUCAGAGGUGAAGAGAGUCCUUAGCGAUGCAAUCUAACUAGGUCGGUGUCUUUCCAGCGGCACGAACAAUGUGGAGAUCUUAAAGGCUACGGGUAGAAAUUACCCACAGCAAUGCGACUUAGUUUAAACAGCCAGGUUGGAAUAAAUGCAAAAGAAAUUAGGAAAAGGACAAAAAGCUUAAAAGGGAAGUUUAAAGAAUCUAAGGCCGAAUAACUUGCCCUUUUUACAGCCAGCUCCAGCGAAAGCAUUCUCUGUAAAAAAAAAACGAAAAAUAAAAAAAUCCCAGUCAUCAGCUACUGGAAAUCCUUAAGGAAGCCUGUAAUUCUAUGAAGGGUGAAACCGAAACUUCACGUGAAGCGCUGCCCUUUUAUGCAGGCAUGUCAGUUCAGGCACAUCACAUUUGGUAAGGAAAGCAGAUUUGGGCCAUUUUCACCUUUUUACCUGUUGUGUGAAUGUAGCCAAAGUUGUGGACCAUGCCUGAAGUCCACAUCCGAAGAGUCCUCUGGUCUUCGUUCACCCGCCGUUUCCUAUUCUGUUGUUGGUCAGCUUUAUUUUCGUUUCACCUUAACUACCUUAAUGGACGUCUGUUUGCAUACGUUUGAAGUGGAACACUAGUGUUCUUGCUUUCGUAGCAGACUAGAAACACCAAGCUUAGUAGGGAAUCGGGAAAACGGGGGAAAAUCUUUUAGACUUUCCCAAACAGAUUAGAUAUGUCCAUGCAUCAUGUUGUGUACAGCAUGUGAGAGGUUAUACCAUGUAUGAAGAAUCUCAGCUUUUCUCUCAGUAAGCUUUAUUUCAGUAAUCCUUUAGCAGUAGCAGAUCUCGAUCAAAGAACAGUGGAAAGUGGAUGACACACUGGAAAGCAGGUCAUUUGGACGACAACCAGGCUGGGUAAGUUCAGGCUGGGUGCGAUGUGGAAGCUCUGGAGGACGGGUAGAUUUCUGAGUGCUUAUUGCCUGUAGUUUUGUAUGAGCAGAGGCCUGAAACAUACUUCACACAAGGACAUGAAAUGUGAAUGCCAGCGCGAAUGCCUCCUGUACAAAUAAAGCACAAAUCACAAGGCCCUGAUGCUGAAGGUAACAAGACAACGUGGCGGUUGCUGUGUAGUGCCGCUUGUAUUAAGGCUCAUAAUGCAGUUAUGCUUGUGUUGCCUUAUGAAAUGACAUAUUUUGAGUUUAAUUUUGAGUAUUUCAACCAGGUAACUGCAACUUAGGCUUAAAGCUAAGUUUUUAUUACAGUUUAAAUUAGGGCUGUGUACUUGCAGGGACUUGUCGAUGCGAUACUUAUCACCAUACAGGGGUUACAAUAUAAUACAUUGCACUGAUAUAUUGCAAUGUUGUAAGCAGGAUUUAAUGACAGUACAAGACAAGCUAUCUAGUGGACGAGGUUUAAACACAACACUCAAUAAAUAAAAAAUAAUGCCUGACACCAGCCUGUAUGUGUACACUAAUAAUUAAAGUACGGUACAAUUUUGAUACAGUAUUGCAAAACUAAAUAUCGCAAUAUUGCAAAAAUUCUUAAAAAAAAUUAUGAUGUCCAAAUUGCUUGAAGAAUGGACCAAUAGAAAUGACCCAAAUCUACUUAACACAACUAUGCACAAAACCCAAUUGCCGUGGCUUAAACUGUCUGCAUUCACAUCUUUGCAUGAAGUAUGUUUCGGUUGUAAGCUCCCAGGUGAAUUGUGGGUAGCUAGGCGAGUUGCGGAUGUUGGGCUUGUUUUUAAAAAGGCCUAGAAUCACUCUGAUGAUGAGAUAAGAUGAGGUGGGAUGAGCUAAACUCCAGUAACUUUUCAGAAAAAAACAACAACAAAGUUUUUAGGAAGAGAUUUGGGUAGAAGUAUCAGAAGACCAGUCGUAUAAAGGAAUGUUAAAGGGAUGUUUAGCUCUGAAGAGAUGCAGUAUGAGGAGGUCAUCAGUAUAAUCCAGCAGCUUCAAUUCCAGAUAAAUCUUUGUUUUGCAGGUCUAUUUUUGUUUGUUUGUUCUAGUGGGGAAUCUUUCAGGAAUGGCUUGCCUGCUGAAGUACAUUUUGGGAGUGUUCUGCUUGUUUUCUGGGACUCUUUAUGACCUGAAAAGCCUAUUUUUGUAGACUGUGCCCAUUGAUACAGUGGCCCCUAGAAUUGGUCCAGUAUAAACUAUACUAGGGAAAAAAUAAAAUGGUGUUUUAACUUUAUAAAAGUGAGUAGCUUGGUUGUUUUAAACGUUUCAAUUAAUUGAACUUAAACCAAGAACCUACUUUGUGUUAAAACAUUUCAAGCUAAGUUUAAAAUGUAAAUCGUUGCAGACUUUUUGGCUUAAUUUGAAUCUGGUGGGUGUUCUUUGCAUUCUUACCAAAUUUCUGAAUGAAUAGUCAAAUAAAAAUGCUCCAUUUCACAUUAAAUUCUAUUGAAAGUUACGUUUUUUUUUUUUUUUAAUUAUUACUUUUUCCUGAUUUUUUUUUUUGGGUGACAGUAAUGAAUUACAUAAUCCUAAUUUUGUCAGUGGUGAAGGUCUCAGAGAAAUGAUGAAGAUUGCACUGUUAUUAUAGGUUUUCUAGAGUUGUCUUUGUUCUUGGUUUGUUUAUUAUUAUUAUUAUAUUAUUAUUAUUAUUAUUAUUAUUAUUAUUAUUAUUAUUAUUAUUAUUAUUAUUACUAUUCUACUGUAUUCCCAAUUUCUUUUUAAAUCACCCACCUCUCCGAAACUGGUUACUAUUCUGAGGAAGCUUAUCUUGUCUUAUCUUGUCCAGGUGCAUCAUUAUCCAUAACAAAGUGGAUCUAGCGAAGAUCAUGGUACGACUGUAUUGCAGUGACUUGAGGAAAUGGUGAACCGUCUCAGGUGUUCUUUAUUUUCAAAAAAGAUGAAAAAAAAAAUCUGUUUACAUCGGUGUCUUUGUGUUGCUUGUUUUUUGUUUGUUUGUUGUUUUUUUUACGCAUGACCCUCGUUUACAUGCUCCUCAUUGGUAGACACAAUGGUAACCUAUGAAAGCUGUAGCUACAUAGUUCAUCUCUGAACCUGAGUCACAGGUCGUAGUUAGUUAAUAGUGUUAGUUAGUAGUGAGUAGGAAUCUAUACGUUGCCAUGCGUAGACACUUUUUGGCUGUAUGGCAUAGCUUUAUGAUGUACGUGUCUGGAUGCCGUAGCUACACGCUGGAGAUACUGAUGCAAAUUUGUGUCUGUCUUUGAGUCACAGGACGCUUGGGAUGUUUUUGAUCAUGCACUCACUCUUUCUUUCUGUUUGGGAAUUGUAUAUUUCAGUGCACUAAACACGAACACUUGAGGGUGUCAGUGACUCGUAUGAAGGUCAUUUCUGGUUCUUGGUGUGUUUCUCCACCUUGUGCUCGCUUGUGCGAUUAGCUAAUGAAAGAGAGCGCAAACAAUGCUGCGUUCCAUUUAAUCUCGGAAGUCGGAUGUUUGAAUUUGGAAAAAUGUUCCACCCGAAUUGACGUUUGGAAAAUUGUACUCUAUUUCAAAACAUUUCUAGAAAACAUAAGCUUAACAGGUUUUAGGAUCAAACCAGUAGUUUUCUGUAGUUUAUGGUGAAUUCAAACAAACUCAUUGUUAGCAUUAGUGACUGAUUAGCAUAACCCCAGGUUUGCAGGUUACUGGUAAGCAACAUUGACCCUGGUUAGCAUUGUUCGUAUCAAUGUACAAUAACUAAUUAGCAUCAUCCCAGGUUAUUAUUGUUCAUAUCAAUGACUGAUUAGCACUUAAUCAAUUACUGGUUAGCAACAUUGACCCUGGUUAGCAUUGUUAGUAUCAAUGUUCAAUAACUGAUAAUCAUCAUUCUAGUUUAGCUCUGUUCGCAUUAAUCACUGACUGGUUAGGAACACUGUCCCAUGUUUGCAUUAUUAGUAUCAGUAUCCGUGAUCAAUGACUAAUUAGCCUCAUCCCAGGUUAGCAUUGUGAGCAUCAUUGACUGGUUAGCAACUUUGUCCCAGGUUAGCAUUGUUAGCAUCGAUUACCGGUAAGUAACAUCAACCCGACCGAAGUUAGCAUUGUUAGUGUCAAGUGUCCAAUGACUGAAAAUCAUCCCAUAUUAGCAUUGUUAGCAUCAGAGACUGGUUAGCAACAUUGUCCCAGGUUUGCAUUGUUAGAACCAGAGACUGGUGGUAUUUUGCAUAAAUUAACACCAUAUGAAGUCCUUGUGGGAAUUGCUUAGUGGUAUGAUAAAAAUAUUAUAUGCCAAUAUUUAAAGUAAAUUUUUUCAGGAUAAACAAUAAACGUUUUCACAGCAGAACAAAAUGCAUCAGCAGAGGCGGAUUCUUUAAGACUGCUAUUCAUAUACUGUUUCAUUCACAGUGCAGUGAUUUUUAUAUUCAGUUAUAUUCCGUUACAGAAUCAGGACUCAUUACACUCUUUAUAAAAAUUAGGUCAGUGCUUUUUUUUUUAGCAUUGAUUGUAUUCUUAAUACACUUUAAAACAUAAUACAUUGUUUACUCAAUGCAAUAAUUUGUCACAAUACUAUAAAAUAUUGUCAUAUUGCCCAGCUGAUUUUAGGCUAUAGAGUAAUUGAAAUUGAGAAUUUUGACAUCCGAGUUUAAAUGGAGCGCAGCAUUAAUCACGACAUUAGACCAUGAAAGGAAAGGCCGGAGGGUUUUAUGAUUUUUAUUUUUUUUUUAAUUGUCGCAGACACUGUUUGGUGACACAAAAAGAGCUGAAGCUUUGAAGUAUUUGAUAAAAGCAGUUUGUGUAUUGAUAAGGUGUGUCCAUAACUAGCUGUAACUAAACCUCGCUGUUUGUUUCAUGGAUUUUUAAUCUCAUCACUCCUUCACUUUAUAUUUGGUUUGGUUUUGUUUUAAUCAUUAUAACUAUCUGUUCUAUUAUGAAAUGAAGAAUGUCUUUUAGAAGAGGAGAAUAAAAGAGUGGUAAAUGUGUUGAGUGCAGAACUCCUCUAUUGGAUGGCCUUUAGUAAAUGGAGUGAAUUGAAGCGGAUGGAUGUGUGAUAUAAAUGCAUAUACACUUCAGUUCCGGCACCGUCAUCGUGAUGGUGUUCCAAAGCACAUAUGUACAGUUUGUAUAAGUCUUGAAUAAGGAGAGGAACUGAAGAGAAAAUGUAAAAUAGUGUCUUGUUUUUGCAUUAUUGUUUUUUUUUUUUCCCAGUCUGCUCUUCAUUGACGCUAGUUUCUGCUGCCACUCCAGCCAGUAGUCUGAUUUUGAGCUGUAGAGUUUGUUUGGCUGUGUGAUUUAUUUAUUUUGAAGCGUUUUUCGUCCAGAAGUUCAUCUCUGUGGUGAAGCAUUUGUCGACAUCUUCAGUUCCUUGAUCAAUAAAACUUGGUAUUCAUCCUG
Astyanax mexicanus (Mexican tetra) is the source of this 9460-nucleotide messenger RNA. Its product is annotated as CSC1-like protein 2. The record is from RefSeq and is a predicted model, not a curated record. Lineage: Eukaryota; Metazoa; Chordata; Actinopteri; Characiformes; Acestrorhamphidae. The transcript is spliced from 24 exons. Gene Ontology annotation, molecular function: calcium-activated cation channel activity; nucleic acid binding. Gene Ontology annotation, cellular component: plasma membrane. The coding region runs from base 424 to 2919 and encodes 831 amino acids.